UCCACUCGUCAUGUCGAGCUUACUUACGGAAAUUUAGUUCUCGAUUGUCCUGUACCUGAUAAAGUACUUCGUAAUGUUAAAUAUAAUGAUGGUGAAGAAUUUUCCACUAUGCGAUACACUGCUGUCACUUGUGAUCCAGAUGAUUUUAUUCAAAAUAAAUAUCUUCUUCGACCUCAUAUUUAUGGUAGAAAAACUGAACUUAUGAUUGUAAUGACUAUGUAUAAUGAAGAUGAUAAUCUUUUUAUCAAAACAAUGUCUUCUGCUAUCAAAAAUGUUGCUCAUCUCUGUACAAGAGAAAAAUCUAAAACAUGGGGACGUGAAGGUUGGCAAAAAGUAGUUGUGGUAAUAGUUUCUGAUGGUCGUAAUAAGAUCAAUAAAAGAACUCUAAAUGUUUUGGGUGCUAUGGGUGUUUAUCAGGAUGGAAUAAUGCAAGAUAAU
This is a messenger RNA of Scutellospora calospora, 438 nucleotides long. Lineage: Eukaryota; Fungi; Glomeromycota; Glomeromycetes; Diversisporales; Gigasporaceae. The record is from the annotation of a GenBank genome assembly.